AUGCGCAUGCAGCUGCUGCAGCAGCCCCAAGGCAUUCAACUCAACGCCAGUCACCUCAAGCUUGCCGGGGGCCCUCACCAGGCAUUGCAGCAGAGAGAAGGAGUAAUACAUGAAGAGAUAAACCCUUAUGAUGCUAUUGAGAGAGAAUAUAAAGAAAAGAAGAAAACUGCUGCUCUGGAGCUGCGGAUGGGGAUGCUGAGGAGAGCAAAGGAAACAGAAGAAGCAAAAAAUGCAUUUCCUAUUGCUCUUCGGUUGCCUCACCCUGAGCUUGUUGCUGGCAUUACCUAUCGUCGCCUUGGCUCCCCAGUACCGGUGCCGCAUCAGCAGCAGCAGAAACAGCAGCAGCAGCAGCAGCAUAAGAAGCAGCAGCAGCAGCAGAAGCAGCAGCAGCAGCAGCAGAAGCAGCAGCAGCAGCAGCAGCAGCAGCAGCAGCAGGGGCCUCUAGUUAGCAGCCUGUGUGUGGGUACUUCUCUUAUAGGGGGAAAUAUAAUGCAAGACGAUGACUCAGCUCUGCGGAUGUUAUGUACAGCAUAUGAAGAAUAUGGUAUUAACUUCUAUGAUGUAGGUGAACUCGAUCCCCUGCCCCACGCCCCUCAGCACCACGGCAGCGGCCACCGCGGUGUGUUGCGGCAGUUCUUUAAGAAGUAUCGCAGCAUGGGGGGUGGGGGUGUGGAUGGGGGUUCAGCUGCAGCAGCAGCAGCAGCAGCAGCAGCAGCAGCACCAGCAGCAGGGGCAGCGGCCACCGCGGUGUGUUGCGGCAGUUCUUUAAGAAGUAUCGCAGCAUGGGGGGUGGGGGUGUUGAUGGGGGUUCAACUGCAGCAGCAGCACCAGCAGCAGCAGCAGCAGCAGCAGCAGCAGGAGCAGCAGCAGCAGCAGCAGGAGCAGCAGCUGAGGGGGAUAUGCGUGCAGAGGCGCAGCGUUUAUUUAUUUCUGAAGGACCUAGAAGCAGCAGUUGAUAGCAUGCUGCAGCGGCUGGGGAUCGAGUGCAUAGAUCUCCUCCAGCUGACAGACCCCCACCGCUACGUACCCAGUUUUUUGCUGGCAGCAGCAGCAGCAGCAGCAGCUGCAGCAGCAGCAGCUGCAGCAGCAGCUGCUGCUGCUGCUGCAGCUGCUGCUGCUCUAGCUGCUGCUGCUACAGCUAGAGAUGCAGCAGGGUGA
Molecule: messenger RNA, 1158 nt
Organism: Eimeria mitis
Lineage: Eukaryota; Apicomplexa; Conoidasida; Eucoccidiorida; Eimeriidae
Exons: 7
Coding region: 1-1158 (385 amino acids)
Cellular component (GO): nucleus
Source: RefSeq, a predicted model, not a curated record